CUACCAGCUGCCGCAUAGGACGAGUUCUAAGGUUCUUCCUCUAAUCGAGGGAGAGUCGAGGAGACCUCGUCAGAUCGCUUCGGGAUCAGGAAGCUACCGUUUUCGACCCCCUUAACACCUACUCAAAGGGACACGUUCCUGGUUUCUGACAAUCUACAUUUUACUAUCUAUUCUUUCUGUAUAGAAGGUAUAGAAAGUAUAUACACCCCAUCGCGUCCGUAUUAGAAUCUCUUUUGAGAUCUUAUACCGCUACCUGAGUUUAUACGAAACUCCUCAUCAAACUUCCCAAGCAACCUCCACCACCAGCCGCGAGGGAUAUGGUUAUGGCAACAGCCGCCGUUGAACGCUACUCACAGACUCUCUUUGAUAAUAAUCCAAUUUUUAUCAAGAAGAAUCAUUUCUACGAGCCGCAGCAACAUCAUCAUCAUGGCGCUGUCGUUGCCAAACAAUUGAUUGGCGAUGCUCUUCGCCAACGCGUUGAAAACAUUGACCAUGAGUUGUGUGAACCAGGGGAUGAGGACACUUUUUUCGUGGGCGAUCUUGGCGAGGUUUACCGCCAACACAUGAGGUGGAAGAAGAACCUCCCUCGCGUCAAGCCCUUUUAUGCCGUCAAGUGCAACCCAGAUCCUAAGGUUCUCCAGCUUCUUGCCGGACUAGGCACUGGCUUCGACUGUGCCUCGAAGUCCGAGAUCGAGCAAGUCUUGAACCUGGGUGUUGAUCCAUCUCGCAUCAUCUAUGCCCAACCGUGCAAGACCAACUCUUACGUACGCUAUGUCGCCACCGAGGGUGUUAAGCAGAUGACGUUUGACAAUGCCGACGAGCUGCGCAAAAUUGCCAAGCUUUUCCCUGACGCUGAGCUUUUCCUACGCAUUUUGACCGAUGACUCAUCCAGCUUGUGCCGUCUGAGCUUGAAAUUUGGCGCUUCCCUUGACUCCACCAACGAUCUCUUGGCUCUCGCCAAGGAUCUCGGGCUUAAUGUCGUUGGUGUGAGCUUCCAUGUGGGGUCCGGAGCUUCUGACCCCCUCGCGUUCCUCAAGGCUGUCCAGGACGCCGAGACCGUCUUCAAGCAAGCUUAUUCGCAUGGCUUCAACUUGGAGACGCUCGAUGUGGGCGGCGGAUUCAGCGGCGACACAUUCGAGGACAUGGCUGAUGUCCUUCGUGAAGCUCUCGACGAGUAUUUCCCGCCACACAUCAACAUCAUUGCUGAGCCUGGUCGCUACUACGUAUCUUCGGCGUUCACUAUAGCUUGCAACAUCAUUGCCCGUCGCACUAUUGAGAACCCAGCGACGGGUGAGACUAGCUACAUGACGUACAUCAAUGAUGGGCUAUACGGCAACUUCAGCAGCAUCAUGUUCGAUCAUCAACACCCCAUUGCCAAGGUGCUGCGAUCUGGCAACAGGACCUUUUACAAUACACCUCUCGCUGAUGGCAUGCCCGAAGCUGCCACCGCUGGCAUGGAGUACUCAAUCUGGGGACCCACUUGUGACGGCAUUGAUCGUAUCACUGAGAGCAUUCGCUUCAACCACGAACUUAAUGUCGGCGACUGGCUGUACUUUGAGGACAUGGGCGCUUAUACUAAGUGCUCUGCCACCAAAUUCAACGGGUUUAGCGACAGUCACGAUGUCCUCUAUGUCUGCAGCGAACCUGGCGCCAAAGCUCUUAUGGACCUUUAAAUGUUUCUUGGAUCGGCUAUGAAUAUAUUUACAAGUCAGAGUAGAUAGACACAGAGCAUUCCGUAUGCAUUCUC
Molecule: messenger RNA, 1747 nt
Organism: Hypoxylon fragiforme
Lineage: Eukaryota; Fungi; Ascomycota; Sordariomycetes; Xylariales; Hypoxylaceae
Product: pyridoxal-dependent decarboxylase
Exons: 2
Coding region: 318-1673 (451 amino acids)
Cellular component (GO): cytoplasm
Molecular function (GO): ornithine decarboxylase activity
Source: RefSeq, a predicted model, not a curated record